CAGCAGCCUGCGGAGCUCCGCCACCGCCGCCGCCACCAGGGCCUCCAUCACGGCGCACACGCGGCCCUCGAACGUCCCCCUGCUCGACAUGUCUGUGGCGGCAACUGUUCAGCGGAAGUCGUUUUUGCCUUUUUGAGUCUGAUCUCCAGACCUCAGAUCAUCGGAGCGACGUGAGGACUCUCGUAGCCAGACAGAUGUGGAUUCAUCUCUGCCACUGUCGUGCUGCAGACCUGGCAUGAGAUCAGACCCGGAUCAGGUUCUGGGCCCCGUCUGAGAUUUAGGAUCUAGAUCUUCAUACACAACUGAGAGUCUCCACCAAUGAGGGCGAGCCGAGUGCUGCAGCUGUCCGCGUGGCUGGCGGGAGUGUGCGCGGCCCUGUGCCAUGCCCUGCCGACAGAGGAGGCGGGCGAGGUGCCCGCGUCCCAGCUGAGGAUGCUCUCGCUGGGACUGGCCCACCUGCUGCACGGGGUGGAGGAGAACGCCGGGCAGCUGGAGCGCCGGGGGGAGCAGGCGGCGGCGGAGCUGGACGGCGUCGCCCGGAGCCUGGAGGGCCUCACGAAGCAGAGUUCACAGGCAGGACGGACUCACAGGCAGGUGAGGAAGGACCUGCAGAUCCUGAGCGCCCGGGGCGACCGGCUGCGGAGGACGGUCCGCGAGCUGCAGGAGGUUCUGCAGGAUCUGGACACGGAGCAGAGAGCCACGCAGCAGCGGCUGGACCGGCUCGUCCACAGGGUGCAGAGCCUGACCGGGCCGAGGUCACGGGGUCAGGCCCCGGCUCACAGCGACUCCACGAAGGUGCUCGUGGGUAAACAGGCCCGGCGACUCGCCAGUCUGACCUCGGAGGUUUCGGCCCGAGACAAAGUGAUCAACAGGCGCCUGCAGCGCAUCCGACAUCUGGAGAAACACGUCCGUGACCUCGGGGCGUCCCAGGGCAGAGUCUGACGAGCAGCUGCAUCAACACGGACGAUCCAGACAAAAUGACCCGCAAGCGGCACAGAGAAAUGAUCUUGUGAAAUAAUCACGACAACGACCAAGAAAAAGUGACAUAGUAGGUGGAGAUGAAGACUGUUGGUUGUGACUGCUCUGACGUGUCAGCACCGUCUGCUCAUGGAGGGUUUGAAAAUAAAACUCUCCUGUAA
Messenger RNA from Scophthalmus maximus (turbot), 1139 nucleotides. RefSeq lists its product as uncharacterized. Lineage: Eukaryota; Metazoa; Chordata; Actinopteri; Pleuronectiformes; Scophthalmidae. The record is from RefSeq and is a predicted model, not a curated record. The coding region runs from base 319 to 942 and encodes 207 amino acids. The transcript has 5 exons.